This is a messenger RNA of Diorhabda sublineata, 5701 nucleotides long. RefSeq lists its product as uncharacterized. Gene Ontology annotation, cellular component: intracellular membrane-bounded organelle. The transcript has 12 exons. The coding region runs from base 204 to 2987 and encodes 927 amino acids. The record is from RefSeq and is a predicted model, not a curated record. Lineage: Eukaryota; Metazoa; Arthropoda; Insecta; Coleoptera; Chrysomelidae. Gene Ontology annotation, molecular function: phosphatidylinositol binding.
ACUUUAUUGCUAUCUAUAUAUAGGAACAUUUGUAAACAAGAUGUGAGUGCUAAUGAAACAAUUAAUCAUCACGUAUUUACUGAUAUGUAAACGUUAUCAUACAUAUAAGUAAUCGAGGAAAUGAAAAACCAAUCAGUCCCAUUAAUUUCGGAUAUCUAUUAUAUCUUGAUAUAAUCGAUCAAUAAAACAAAAAAUAACAAAUAAUGCCUGUUGUAACAGAUGUAUUGGAUUGGAAAAUUUUUCCUGUGGGCAUCGGUUUUUUAAUCUUAACUUUGAUGAUUAAUAAUUUAAUUCCUUUGUUAUCUGUAAGUGGAUUUGCGUUUCUAAGUUUUUCCCUAUCGUUUUGGUUUAUAUCAUUAUGUAUAACAUUUUUUUACUUACAUAAGUUAUUGCAAAGAAAAGUACCCCUCAAUUUAAUAAAACCUAUUAAACAUUUUAAAAAACAUAGAGGGGAAAUAAAACCUAAUCCUGAAAAACUGCAAGAAUUCACUGAAGAAAUAGAUAAAUAUUUUGUAAGUAAAUGGUAUGUGUUUAUAAGUCUUGAUGCGAAAUUUACUGAAGAAACUAGAUUCUUUAUUGAAGAUGUAAUUAAAAGAAUAGCUGAGAUACAGUCUUGUGUAAAUAAUAAAGCUUUAGCACAUGGAAUUUUUAAUAUAUAUUUGAAACAUUUGAAAGAAUACAGGAGAAGUUUGAAGAGGAAGGAAAAAUAUAAUGGAUCUAUAGAAGAAAUGUAUAGGUAUUCACACAUUGUCAGUAUGAACAAUAAAGUAAAAACAUAUUUUAUACAUCAACUCACAACGAAUACAAUGAAACAUUUUAUCAAUUCAGAACUCUGGAAUUCCCUCCCUUGUCAUGUAUUAGUAUCAAUUAUAGCUAGAAAAUUAGUAUUAUUAAUAUUAAACUUUAUUUCUCAACCUGAAGUUUUAAAUUAUAAUCUUCUCAAUAUUUUGGCAACUAAAGAAAUAAAGGACGAGUAUAAUUUAAGUAAUUAUAAUAGAAUUUGUAUCAAUCAGUAUUAUAAUGUAGUAGAUUCUAAGACACAGCAUACAGAUACUAAAGAGAUAGAAAUACCCCGUGAACAAAAAAUUAAAAGAACAACAACUCCUACUGUACAAGUCGAAGAAACUAUUAGAAUUGAACGAAAACCCAAUACAAAUGAACAGGAAAUUAAAAAACGAAAAAAUAGUGUGUCUCAGUAUAAGAAAUCUAAAAUAGUUAAGAAAAUCGAUAGUGCAGAAGAAGUUAAAGAAGAACAACAAAUGAAAUUAACAAAAUCUACUGUUAAUGCACCUGUGAAAAUCCACGAACCUAAAUUAACAAGAAGUACAAAAACUUAUGCAGAUACCAAAGACUUAGCCUACGGCAUAUCAUUAGGACAAGAUCCUCUAGAUGUAUUACCCGUGAAGAUAGAAAACGUCAGAAGUAAAAUAGAACAUGUUGAAGAUUCCGCCAACUUACUUUUAAGUGAAGUAAAACAUACUACUCAAUCUACAAUGGAAGGUCUAAAAAGUUCUAUAAAACCAAUAAGUGAUGCGACUGUACAUACACUUCAUAACAUCAAAGAUUUACAGGAAACUACUAUGAAUAAUGCAUUACAUAGAAUUGGCGAUUUUCAGGAUGAAGCAGCCGGUAUGGUCGAAGGUAUUUUAGACUUUGGUAGAGCUGGUUUAAGAAAAGGUCUUAGGCUAACUGGUCUACAAGAUAACAUUGAACAAGCUAAAGCGAGUUUAAAUAUUUCGCAAUCUAAUAAACAGGCAUCAAAAAUGAGAGCCAGUAAAAUUGCAAAAACCGAUUCUACUGAAAAAUCAGUAGUUGAAGAAGAAUCGGUUUGGAUGAACCCCUUACAGAUAGAUUCUCCUAAUUAUGAUGGUCAAAUAUUGUUGGAAAAACCAUUAGAAAAUCCAGACAGAGAAAAAAGAGACUUGGAUAUUCCUUCUAUAUCAAUGGAAGAACCUUCGUCCGGAACAAAUACUCCUGAUAUAGAAUACGAAGAGACAGCAGACUUAGCGUCAAGUAUAGCUAAGUUAAGAUCUCUCUUACAGCAGAGAUCUUCAGAAUCUAGCAUCUCUACUCCUGCUCUCAGUCCAAUAUGUGUACAGUCGAAAUAUAAUGGUUUUAAAUUUUGGGUUGCUGAUAGGUUACAGUUUUUCCAAUCUAGGCCUCCGGAUGAUUUGACACAGAAACCGCUGGAAGGUGAAAGUACUGUCGAAUCAGAUGAAGUCGAUGGUAUGAUUCCAAGUUUUUAUAAAUUUUGUGCUAAAACAGCAACUGGAGUUUUUGACAAAACUAUCCAUUCUAUCAAGACUGCUCUACCGACUCAUGUACCUGGAUUGGAACACUCGGAUAAUGCUUGGAUUUUUCUACAAACGGACCAAACGGAGGUUGAUGUUUUAACAAGGAUGAAAAAAUUGUUAAAUGAGAGAAAGGAGUAUUGUACAUUAGAUUCAGAAAUUGACACAGCUUAUGAAGCUAUAGACUCAUUAGAUACAUUCCAACAAUCUUUAUUUUCGUCAAGUUUAGAAUUUGAAGAUGAAUUAGAUGAAUUCGAAGCCAAAUUGCCUAUCACUAAAACUCUCAUAGACAUAGCUUGCGAACUCUUAUCAGACACCGAUUCACCUUUUAUAACGGAACCCGUAAUAAAAGCUAUUCUACUCAUAGCUGGAAACGCCAUUGAAAAUUCCUUGGUGGAUAAAAUGGAUCAAUUAAUGGAGGACCUGUGUACAAAUUUGUUAACUCUACCAGAAGUAUCUAAUAGUAACGAAUUAAACUUGGAAAUGGAUAUUUUUGUUCAGUUGAUACUCGCAAGUAUACCAGAUUCCGUUAAAGUUGUUUUUGGAAAAGAUGUUCUUCAAAAAGUCAUCAGCCUAUUAGUUUCUUCUAUACAAAUUCAGAAGAUCAACCAAGAUGUUAUUUUACAAAUUUUUGAGUUGGUUUCGUUGAAGCUUAUAGAAGAGAGCAGUCGUCCAUCUCCACCUGCUUCAGCUUAAAUUUAUAUUUAUACAGGGUCUUACCUAAUUCUUAUUGUUCUCAUAGCAUUUAUUGAUUUUAAAAAUUAAAUAUUUGACUGUUACUGACCUGUUUUAGCUGUUCACUAUUUUCAUUCUGUUUAUAAAUAUGAAAUCAUAUUGAAUAGUCAGAAAUAUCUCCAGUAGAAUCUUGAUUUUGUAUUUUCAAUAAACUUUCCAGUUAUAAUUUGAUCUCAAAAUGUACCUUCUAAACUGAUUUUUUGAUUUCGUUAAACCAAUAAUUUUAUUUUUUGUUGAUUAUAUUUCUAGCAAAAAUGUUCAAGAAUUCAUAGCUUAAACAUUUGAUAUAUUUUUGGAAAUUUGUAUCGAAAAGCUUGUUUUGGUUAUAAUGGAAAUGGCUUUCUAAUUUGGUUUUUAUAUGGAACAAAUUUUCAUCGAAUUCUUAUAAUCUACGAGUUUAAUAUAACUUUUUACUUCUUAGAACUUUUUAUAUGUUUUGUGACGUUUAAGUCUUGAUUUUAACUAUAUUGGCCUCCUCGAUAUCCUUAACUUCUAAAUAUCAAAAUAUAUACAGCAUAGACAAUUAAUUUCAUUUCCAAAAUAACCAAUAUCCGACUGUAACAUUGUACAUUGCGACCUCAAGGUUUGUUGCUCCUUUUGCAAUAGAUCUGCUGUUAACAAAAACUCUUCUCCGUUCCACAUUCUUAUGAAAUCUAGUAUCUGGACUAGUUUCAAGGAGGUCAUAUCCUCGAUUCUAGAAAUUUUUCGUCCAAAGCUGGCUAGUAAUAGUGAGGAUUUCUGUAAGUAGUUCCGAGUUUCGUCUUCCCCACAGUAUAUACAAUCCCCAAUUUUUGAUAGACCUAGUUUCAUGAAGUGCUUUCUAAGGCGGCAAAAUUCUUUAUGAAAACCAGUCAAGAAGGUGUAGUAUAUUUCUUAAAUCUCAUAACAUCAAGUAAUUUUUUGGAGUGGUCCAGUUCGGGAAGCUUCAACCAGAUUCUUUCUUCUUUUGGAAAUUUUAUUGUAAAUAAAAAGCUUUUGCUUUCUUUUAUUGUCUUCGUUAUCUUCAACUUCUUAAUCAAGUCGAAAAGACCGUGCUUAAGUUAUUUCUAAGGCACUCCUAGGUCAGUUUUGAAUUGAUAUGUGGGAGCUCGUUGCUUUGGUAGCAUCCUGGCCAUUAGUAUCGAUUCUAAUAUUUUAUCAAUCAAUUGUAUAGGGAUUUAGUUUGGACAAUAUGCAUCAAGAACUUUUAGCUAACCAGUGUUAUUGUUAGUGUUGGUGUGAUAAGCACCAAAGGAUCCAGAAAUUCUAGCUUAUAAAUUUGUGGUUUAAAACAAAUCUCGUUGUACAUCAUAAAUAAAUAACACAACAUAACAUUACCAAACUUCAUAUAUUUGAAUAUUUUAAGGAUCAGACAACACUGUAAGUUCGUUAAGAUAUAAAUUAAAGUAAAAACAUUUUUCAAUUCAAUUGAUUGUCAAUUAUUUAAUGAAAUAAAAGAUAUACAGUGAAAUUUUAUGAUGUAUGUCGAGAAAUAAAUCGGAGUUAAUUUGGGUUAACUAUCGAUAUUUAUUUUUACAUAUUAAUAAUUUUGUUGAUCUCUAAGUAUACAGUAAUGGGAACAAUUUCAUUAUGUUGAAUGUAGAGGUAAAGAGAAUCGUCUUGAAUGGGGGGAAAGCUGAAAAAGUGUACAUAUGUAAACAGCAAAUUAUUGUUCGUACUCACCAAAAUAGCGUUUGUGUAACAAAUGGAAAUGAUGUUUGUUCUUGGUAGCGACACUGGCAGAACUAGUUCAGGAAAUGUACACUAAAGCGUUCUUUGUAGCAAAAUCAGCGUUAUUGUCGCUGUUCUUAGUAGCAGUGCAAGAGAAUUAGUUCACCCAGUUCACUGUACUGCUUGCACUGGGUCUAGAGUCAAUUCAGCCAGUCCAGUGCAAUAAGUGUAAUCUGGAAACGGUGGCAUUACAUCUUCGUCAUCGAAUGAAUGUAAAAUCGUUUUCCAUUAUUGUAAAUACUACAAGGCAUGUAUCACAUGAAAUAACCUCAAAUACAACAAUCAAAAAAUGCUCCAUUGCCCUCUGCACUAUAUCGUUUUUUGUAUCCGACCGAACUAAUUCUAUACACUCAUAAACUGGUCUGCACUGGUCCAGUUCAGUAGACUUCCAGUGCAGCUACCAAGAACAAACCUAUGAAUUUAGCAGUUAUCAACAAAGAGAAAGGUGUUGGAUUGAACAAUUUAACAUAUUUAAAAACACUAACACUUAACAAUUAUAUUGUUGACUUUAUUGUGGUUAAUAUAAAUAUGACAAUAUUUUGAAUAAUGGUAUCAGUGAAAAGUUGUACAGCUGAACGAAAAUUGAAAAGUAAAGGAUUUUAUGUCUCAACCUUUUCGACCAACAGUAUGUAUAACACUCGAAAAAUACUUUAUUAUCAUGCUUUAAUAAUUUCUUGCGCUGUUUCUAAAAUCUUUCCACUUGCUACUAAAGCGCCACCUUAAUUUGUUCCCUUUUAACAGACACUUUUUGAUUCAAUGAGAUGGUUCUCCUUACCUCUACCAUACAUAAAUUUCAUCAUUAAUCUUGUUUUGUCACUCAUCUACAACUUUUCUAUUUAAAUAUACAAAAUUGUUAAUGUUCUACUUUCAUGUGAUAUUAACUGUAGUUUUUAUUUCAACUGCCUAAAAUGUAUAAAUGUUAUAUUUUGACUUAUUUAUUGUUUUAUAUUAAAAAUAUUCUAUUA